Ctenocephalides felis (cat flea) is the source of this 3369-nucleotide messenger RNA. RefSeq names its product paramyosin (gene asl). Gene Ontology annotation, cellular component: centrosome. Bases 1 to 3369 code for a protein of 1122 amino acids. The record is from RefSeq and is a predicted model, not a curated record. The transcript is spliced from 17 exons. Gene Ontology annotation, biological process: centriole replication. NCBI's taxonomy places the organism in Eukaryota, Metazoa, Arthropoda, Insecta, Siphonaptera, Pulicidae.
AUGAAUGCCCCAGGUUUGAGUUUAUUUCAGGGGCAUACAAACAUCAAUAUAAACGAUGAUGAAGCUCAAAAAGAGCUUGAAGAAGAAGCUCGGAAGGAACAAGAGGAACGAAAUAAAGAAUUGGGAAAUCAGUUAAUGAACGCUUUUGAUGAUCUGGAUGAACUCGAUGAAGAUGAUUUGACUGUAGAUAGCAGUUCACAUAUAAUAUCUAGAAUUUCAGAGAACGAUGAAGAUGUCUUUCAGCAUCACACUCCUGUGCUCACAAAUGGAUAUCGAUAUAAUGGUGCACACAGCGAUUCUGAUGGCCAAGAGUUUAUCAACCAUGGUGAUAACAACUACAAGACCAAUCAGUUUAUCAUAAAUAAUCCAAAGUUUGUUCAAAUGCAAAACGACUAUAACAAUCAGGGUGGAGAUGGCGAUAGCUUUCCAAAAGAUUAUAGAAAUUCAAAUAAUGCAUUAAAUUACGAAGAAGAAGAGAGAAAGUAUUUAGAAUCAAAAUUUGGUAGCAUUGAACAACUUAAAGUACUAUAUGAUGUUCGUGUUAGAGAAGUGCAAAAUCUUGCAACUCAAUUAGAGGAGUCUCGUUUACAUUCAGAGCACACAAUAUCUGAAUUGCGUAAACAGUUGCUGUUGAGUGAGGCUGAUAAAGAAAGAGCUGUUUUGUCGAGGCAACAAGCACAAGAACUUUUAGUUCAAACAAAAAGUGAAUUGGGCGAAUCUCAUAACAAAAUUGAUUCGUUGAAUUCAACCAUAAGUUAUCUGGAACAAGAAAAAGAAACACUCAAAAAUGAGUUAAUGAUUGCAAAGGCGUCUUUACAAGAUUCUUAUCAAAGAUUGCAAAUAAUAGACCGAGGUUUUAGCAAUGACAAACAAUUGGAAGUAAUUUUAAAAAGCACGAAAGAAAAUCAUGCUGAAGAAGUAAAAAAUUUAGAGAACACUAUAAACCAUAUGAAAAACCGGCUGGAAAAUUGUGAAAUUGAAAUUAAACAAUUAGAGACAAGAAAUAAAGAGUUGUAUAGGGAACGUGAGCGUAUGGUUCUGGAUAAGGCUGAAACUGUGAAUGAAUUAGCCAAGAAACUUGAAGAAACUCAAAAACAAUAUCAGGCACUUUUAACUCAUUCAAAAACCAGCGGUGAAGUUUUAGAUGUGGCUGAAAUGAAACAGAAAUUUAUUGGCAUGGAGAUGGAGAACGAAACACUUAAGAGACAACUGGAUGAAGCCUUGAACAUGUUAGAAUCUUUAUCACUGGAGGCUCCAUCAUCUCAUAAUGUCGAUACGGAAAGUGAUGUAGAAACUGACUCAAUGAUAGAUAUGAAUCUGAAAAAACGAACUCAAAACAAACAAACAAGUAAAUUAAAUUUAACUGAUAAGUUAUUUAAACUACAAAACGAAUUGUAUCGGUGUAUGCAGAUGCACAAGGAGAGACGAAAUGAAAUCAAAAUGUUGCAGGAGGCUCUAGAAAAUAAGGAGGCGCAAAUAAAGUCUUUAAAGGAAAACGAAUCUCAAGCUAUGUUUCAAGCAACUCAUUAUCGAGAAGAGUCUCUUAAAUUAACAGAGAAAUUAUUGCAUGCAAAUGAAAAAUUAACACAAGUUGAAACCAAUAUGCCAAAACACAAUGAUAUGGUCGUUGAAAUGAAUAGAGAGAAAAAUCAGUUGUAUCAAGAUUGUGAGAAAUUAAAAUUGGAAAAUAUGAGACUCAACCAAAAGAUUGAAAACAUGGAAAUGUGUUUGAAUAGACAAAACAAUGAUGAUGAUGUGGAUGACCCAGCGCAAUCCAAACCAAAUCGCACCGUUAUAGAAGCCUUAAAAACAGAAAACAAAACUCUGUUAGAUAAAAUUUCCCAACUGGAGCACUUUUCCAAGAUGAAUCGCUUAAUCAGUGCUGAAAGCACACCCUUACCAGGCUCAAAAACAAAUUUCCUCAAAUCUCCAGGAAAAGAUGUGGACUUACGAUCAUUAAACAUGGAAAUUGAUAAAUUAAAGUAUCAAUUGGUAGAUGCUCAGAAGGAAAUUGAUCGGUAUAAAACAUUGUAUAUAGAAUUGUCUGUGGAAAAAGAUAAACUUGUUAAAGAACUGAAUGAUGUUAAGUCUCAAGAUUUUGUUGUUAAAUUAAAAGACAUGCAGAACAUUGUUAAUAAGUUGGAAAAUGAUUUGGAUGCUGCUAAUAAAAAAAUUUAUGAGUUGAAUGAGCAGUUGAUACAAAGGGGUAAAUCAGGAAUGAAAACACAAGAUAAAUUGCACAAUUGCACAGAGCACUCAGAUGUUAUUCAAAAGUUGGAAUCUGAAUGUGAUAAACUACGAGACAAUUGUUCACUUCACAAAAGAGAUAUUAUUGAUUUGAAUAAAAAGUUACUGGAUGCCGGGCAAGAGAUCAAGGAUUUAAAAGUCGAUCUAGAGUCUAGAAAGUACAGAGACAGUAUGAUAGAAGAUAUGAAGGCGAAAGCACAGAAAUUUGAAGAAUUUAUGAUGCAAAACAUGUCAAAAACGAAGCACUCAAUAAAUAACACAAUUAAAACCAGUAAAAGCACAGAAACAGAUGGUGAUUGGAAAAAAUCUGUUCGCAAUAUUGGUGUAGGCACUGAUGGUAAAAUAAAUUUGGAAGAAUUGGAAAAUAUACACGAAAAGCACCAGGAUGAAAUUCUCCAAUGUGAACGGAAAGUGCGCGAAGAGUUGUCACUGUUAUUUGCAGAAGAAAUAAAAAAUUUAGAUGACAAGUAUAGAUCAGAAAAAUUAGUUCUCGAAGAUAAUUUGCAAAAACUAAUUCAAACCCUGCAAGUCAGAACUAAAGAAGUUGAAUUGUUAAAAACUGCUGUUUUAUCGGAACGAGAUUGCUACAGAAAAUCUUUAGAAGAAAAAGAAAAAAUCAUAAAUGAUAAAUCUAGAGAGAUUGAUGUCGGCGUUGUGCAGAAAUACGAAGCAAAAAUUGAAAUGUGUGAAGAACGAAUACAGACUCUAAUGACAACAUUAGAUGAGAACACAAAGACUUUACAAACGGAAAGAGAUAAUAAUUGUGCACUAAGAAUGGAGUUGUUAAAUGAAAAUAAGAAUUUAAAACAACAAAUUGCAGAUAUUGACAAGCAACUAACGAGCUUAUCUGAAAAAUACAGCAAAUCAAAGAAAUGUGUGGAAACCUAUAAGGCUUAUAUCGCAGAUAAAGAAGAACAUUUCAUGAAUGAAAUUGAACGUAUUAAACAUGGCUAUGAGCUUUCAGUUACAAAAAUGAAAAACAAAAUGGAAAGAAAUAUUGAGAGGCGAGAAAAAGAAAUUUCUGAACACUUAAAGGAUAUAGAAAGAAAGUAUCAAAAUAAAUUAGCAAAUUCUGAAAUAAAUGAAGAGUACAAAGUUACAAAACAAAGUUCUAGGUAUUAA